AUCAGAGUCACUCAGUCACUCAGCCAGUAUUACCUUACUACGGAAGACUUCUUCAUCCUUUUUAUUUAUUUAUUUACUAGCUUCCUCCCAAGGCCCGUUCCCCUCCCCCUUCCCUCAGUUCCCUCCAAUAAUCUGAACCUAACCUCGUUUUUCCUUAAACCCAUCCAUCCAUCCAUCAAACCUUCCACUUCUCAUUCAUCAUCCACCUUUUUUUAUCCCCACUUUCUUGCGCACAACCAGUCAGUACCUGAGGUUAAGGUAGCUGCAGCAAGCAUUGAUCAAUUUACAUUUGAUUGCAUUUCGCGUUCUACUUACUGCUUUUCAAGAUAAUCCCAAGUUAAAAGGGUAUUGUCUUCAAUUUGCGAUCGCGACGACGGUGUUGGCCUCUCGAUCCAAAAAAAAACAACAAAACAAAAACAAAAACAAGGCUCCCGCUUUCCCCGAGCCAGAAGUUAAAACAAAAAAGUUUUCAACUAUUAGCAGCAUUUUACUACCACAUCAACAACCUACUUCAAAUUUAUCAACACCAGUUCCAUCAAAAUGACCGAGGUUUCCUCCACCAGACUUUAUUUGGGGAAUCUCCCUCGUAAUGGUAAGCUGAAUCAAAAUCCUAAUUGAUAUGCGAUGGAUGGAAAACUGCGAACUGCGAACUGCGACACUCGAACAAUUUUGUUUACUAACAAAUUUAAAUAGCCACCAAGGCUGAUGUUGAAGCUCAUUUCAACACUCAUGGCACAGGCGAAAUUACCGAGAUCAAACUUAUGAAUGGCUUCGGAUUUAUUGAAUACAAGGAUGCAAUGGAUGCGCGCGACGUCGUUCCUGGUAAGGAUUCAAUAACUACCAAAAAAAUCAUCUCGAGGGCGAACGCAAUUGUUAACAUAUUUUCCUUCACAGCCUUCCACGGUUCGGACUUCAUGGGCGAACGCUUGACGGUACAAUUCGCCCGUGGUACUCGUAAUAGAGAUACCUUUGCCAACCCUGAGCGAACUGCUCCUCGUCCCAGACGUACCCCUCAUCGAAUGCAAAUCUCUGGACUUCCAGGUGAGACCAGCUGGCAGGUCUGUUUACCCCGUUCCUUCACCCGGACUCAUGGAUAUCAAUUAUUGCUGCUAUUUGGACUACAUACCACAUAAUUUUUGGACGCCUUCCUUCUAUACAGGCCUUCACUGGCCAAGUUACCAUUGUAAUCCUGGUCAGUGGCGCGCAGCUAUGGAAUUUGCAUUUUCAUACCAUAGCAACAUGCUAGUGCAUUUGCGCGGGCGGCCGGGAUAUUAUGGACUCAUAAACAUUGAUCGCUAUUCGCCUUUUUUAUCAUGUCUCGACUUCCUUUCUGCUAUCAUUGCUUGCUCUUGCCCUUGCAUAUCCGGAAUAGUGGUCAUACUGCGCGGGAAAAGAUGGCCAACCUCUGGAAGGUGGAUCAGCUACCUUUGAAAGGAUAUAUUCCUGGCUACUAAUUCAAGCGCAACAUCCAUCCCUUGGCAUUUGCAAAGCCCAACAGUCCGGGACAACAACUUACGUGGACUUCUGGAUAUAGGAUCUUAAAGACUUCGCUCGUCAAUCUAGCCUUGACGUCGUUUACUCGGAGACUGGUCGUGACCGUGAUGGCAAAGGGUAAGUGACGCCUGUAUCGUGUAGAUUAGAUAACCUCUAAUUUUUGAUUGAAUAGAAGCUUCGUCGAAUUCGAAACAGCUGCAGACUUAAAGACUGCAGUCGAGAAGCUUGACGGCCGUGAAUUUAAAGGCGCCCGAGUCACUUGCACUGCUGAUGUAAGAUCCAUUUCGUACAUAAAUUCGCGAAUCUACGCACGUCGCUCACUGGAACAUACCCUCUUGAUGAGAUGCUGAUGUGAUGAAACAGACCCAGCCGGAUCUCCCACGCGACCGUGCAAGAUCUCGAUCGCCAAUUCCUCGAGGACGACCUUAUCCCAUCGAUGAUUAUGAUCGACGUGGUCCACCCCGAGGUUAUAGUCCUCGUCGUGAUGCCUACCGCGAUCGAAGCCCCCCUCGUCGUGGCUAUUAUGAUGAUGAUCGUGGUCGUUAUGGACGUUCUCCACCACCCAGACCUCGUGGCCCAAUCGACGAUUACCCACCGCCACGUCGUAGUGGUUUUGAUGAUCCUUACCGUCGUGAUUACCCUCCAGCUGACCCAUAUGUCAAUGGGCAUGGUAGACCACCUUAUGAUCGUCCUCCUCCAAGAGAUUACCCACCAAGAGAUGCCGGAUAUGCUGAUGACGGAUACCGUCGUGGCCGCUACUGGUAAAUCAUCCUUUCCAAAUAGGUUGCUCAGUAACCAUUUGGAUUCUGCUCACAUAAAAUAGAUUUCUAAUGACAACCGGGUGGGAUAUGAAAUGUUUUUCUAUUGAUGAUUCACGGUGAACGGGCCAAGGGGCGUUUUUCGGUAACGUCUUCAGGUCGUUCACGGAGGUUACGAUGUGAAUACACGGAUUUCGCUAGUUGGCCCUUUUCAGUCUUGUUACUUUUUCUUUGCUCAAUCAAAAGCAUACCCGGGGAUCGAUUUCUUAUUAUUUGUACAUGAGAACAUGCUUUCUCUUUGGGGGGUGGACGUAACUCUUUAGUUAUGGAUUUCACCUUACGACCUGUAUUCAUAGAAGUCAAUGGCUAUUUAUUUGCGAAAUGGAUAUGUCUGUGACCUUUUUGCG
Molecule: messenger RNA, 2659 nt
Organism: Sclerotinia trifoliorum
Lineage: Eukaryota; Fungi; Ascomycota; Leotiomycetes; Helotiales; Sclerotiniaceae
Source: the annotation of a GenBank genome assembly